AUGAAUCAAUAUCCCUACUAUGGGGGCCAUCACCCCUCCCAGCAGCAGAAUUCCUUCCCGCUCUACGGCCUACCUACCCCUACCCAGAACAGCCACGGCGAUGAUUUCCAAGGACCCUUUGACCCACUGAACUACCAACCCCCCUUCGACCCAUCCUUCAACCCCGCCGCGCCGCAAUUCGUCGGCGGCCCCCCCCCUCAGUCUCCGCCAGAAUCGUACACGAAACACUCCGUCUCGAGCGGCGAACAUAUCGCUGGCAGUCAUUAUCCGGGUUCUAUCGAGGGUCACGACGAGUUUCUUGCUGUGCGCAGUAGCAGCGAGGAGAAGGACAAGGACGGAAUCGGAAUUACGCCGGCGCAGAGUAAGCGCAAAGCGCAGAAUCGGGCUGCCCAACGCGCCUUUCGCGAACGUAAAGAACGGCAUGUUCGUGAUCUCGAAGAGAAGGUCUCCAACCUGCAACAAGAAUCCUCAAACUUACUCGCCGACAACGAGCGCUUGAAGCGUGAAAUAGCGCGUUACAGCACCGAGAAUGAGAUCCUCCGCGCUACAACACAUUCUCGAACACAUGGCCCUUCCUCCCCGAAGUACAAUUCCAACUCCGGGACCGGCAGCGACCACCGACAGAAUGGAAGUAACGAGCCAGCGCAGACCGGCCCCAUGGUCUACUCUCCUACGGACUUUUACAGCAACCUCGUACCUGAGGGCCAGUCAGCGCGGUUGCAUCGAGUAACGUACUGCAAGGAGACUGGGCAGCGGUUGCUGGAUGCGGGGGCGACGUGGGAUCUUAUCCAGAGUCAUGAGAUGUUUAAACGGGGACUUGUAGAUAUUGCGGCGGUCACGAGGAAGUUGAAGACUAGUGCGCAGUGUGAUGGGCAGGGACCGGCGUUUCGAGAGAGUGUUGUUAGACAAGCAAUUGAGGAGAGUGUGGUGCAGGACCCGGAUGGGUUGUUGUGA
Molecule: messenger RNA, 954 nt
Organism: Aspergillus nidulans FGSC A4
Lineage: Eukaryota; Fungi; Ascomycota; Eurotiomycetes; Eurotiales; Aspergillaceae
Gene: rsmA
Product: protein rsmA
Exons: 3
Coding region: 1-954 (317 amino acids)
Biological process (GO): positive regulation of transcription by RNA polymerase II; cellular response to oxidative stress; regulation of DNA-templated transcription
Cellular component (GO): cytoplasm; nucleus
Molecular function (GO): sequence-specific DNA binding; transcription cis-regulatory region binding; DNA-binding transcription factor activity
Source: RefSeq, a predicted model, not a curated record